This is a messenger RNA of Dromaius novaehollandiae (emu), 2390 nucleotides long. RefSeq names its product solute carrier family 39 member 5 (gene SLC39A5). Gene Ontology annotation, biological process: intracellular monoatomic cation homeostasis; zinc ion import across plasma membrane. Gene Ontology annotation, molecular function: zinc ion transmembrane transporter activity; monoatomic cation:bicarbonate symporter activity. The record is from RefSeq and is a predicted model, not a curated record. Gene Ontology annotation, cellular component: plasma membrane. The coding region runs from base 240 to 2018 and encodes 592 amino acids. NCBI's taxonomy places the organism in Eukaryota, Metazoa, Chordata, Aves, Casuariiformes, Dromaiidae. The transcript has 11 exons.
CCGGGGUUGAGCAAUGCCCGGGUGACCCUUGGCCCCCCAGUUCGGGCGCAGCAGACGGUGCAGCCGCGGCGCGGGGACGGGGGCCAGGCCCCGGCGGUCGGCACCGCACGGCCCCUCCGGCCUCGGCAGUGCCAGCCUCGCCGGGGGACACCCACCCCGCUCCAGGAGCCGGCCCGCCCCACGGCCGCGGGACCCAGGUGUCCGGGCGGGCCGGCGGCGGCCCGGUGGCCGGUGACCCCAUGGGCCCCCGCGGGCGCCUCCUGGCCUGGCUCUGGCUGCUGGCGCUGCCGGGGGCGCGGGGGGCACCGGGGGGCUCGCCGGGGCCGGCGGCGGCACCCGGGGACGCGGCGCUGCCCGAGGACGGGGUGCCGCCCGGGGACGCGGCGCAGGAGCACGGCUACUACCUGCAGCAGCUCUUCGGGCAGUACGGCGCCAACGGGACGCUGCCCUUCGAGGGGCUGGCGCGGCUGCUGCUGAGCCUGGGGCUGGGCCGGGUGCAGGUGGUGCAGAUCCAGCACGAGGAGCUGGGCCACGGCCACGUCAGCCACCUCGACCUCCUCGAGGUGCAGGAGGACAAGCACCGCCACCGCCACCCGGCCUGGGAGCACGGCGGGGCCGAGGCCAGCGCCCCGCCGCCCGCCGCGGCCCCCGCGGCCCCCGCACGCCCCACCAGCCCCGAGCCCCCCCGGAGCAAGCAGGGGGUGAAGAUCUGGAGGGAGCCAGAGCCCUCCGAGCCCCCCGGCCCCGGGGCCACCCCCGGGGACCCCUCGGCGCCCUGGCGGGACCAGCCCAGCCUCAGCCUGCUGGGGAGGGUGCUGGGGCUGGACCACUCCGUCUACGACCACCCGCACGAGGACUGUCUCAACGUGACGCAGCUGCUGGUGAAUUUUGGGCUGGCCUCGGUGGCCCAGCUCACACCGGAGCAGUUCUCGCUGCUCUGCCCGGCCCUGCUCUACCAGAUCGACAGCCGCGUCUGCAUCCAGCACAGCGACGAGGUGACGCUGCCUCCCCCGGGGGGGGGCCUGUGGCCAGCGCUGGGCUGGGGGCUGCUGGCCGUCGCCCUGGUCAGCCUGCCCUCCGCCCUGGCCGUGGGCCUCGUGCCGCUGCUGAGCCGCGGCGCCUUCCGCUCGCUGCUGGCCUUCCUGGUGGCGCUGGCCGCGGGGACGCUCUGCGGGGACGCCCUGCUCCACCUCUGGCCCCACGCCCAGGGGAGGCACGCGGAGACGCCGGGGGCCGCGGCGCUGCGGCCGGGGCUGGCGGUCCUGGGGGGCAUCUACCUGCUCUUCCUCGUGGAGCUGCUCCUGGGGAUGCUGCGGCGGCGCCGGGAGGCCACGCAGCGCGGGGCAGCGAGCGGCCGCCCCCCCGGAGAGAGCCCUGCCGCGGCCGCCCCCGCGCCAGGGGCUGAGCUGCGGCACCUGACGGCCCCCGAGCCGGAGCCGGGCCCCCCCGGGGCGGCCGAGCCCCACGGACACUCCCACGGACCCCCCCACGGACACUCCCAUGGCCCCACGCUGCCCCCCCGGCCGGGGGCCGCCGACCUCGUCUGGAUGGUGGUGCUGGGGGACGGGAUCCACAACCUGAUGGACGGGCUGGCCAUCGGCACCGCCUUCUCCCACGGCCUCUCCAGCGGCCUCAGCACGGCGCUGGCCGUGCUCUGCCACGAGCUGCCCCACGAGCUGGGUGACCUGGCGGUGCUGCUGCAGGCGGGCGCGUCGCCCCGCGCCGUCCUGCUCCUCAACCUGCUCUCGGGGCUGCUCUCCUGCCUGGGGGCCGCGGCGGGGGCCGCCGUGGGGCAGGGCGCUGCCCACCUCACCCCCGGGCUCCUGGCCGCCGCCGCCGGCCUCUUCCUCUACGUGGCCCUGGCCGACAUGCUCCCCGAGGUGCUGCGGGGCGCCGAGGCCGGCGGCGGCUCCUGGGGCCGCUUCGCCCUGCAGAACGGCGGCUUCGUCCUGGGCAGCGGCAUCAUGCUGGGCAUCGCCCUGCUCGAGGGCCGCGUGAGCGCCUGGCUGCAGCCCUGAGACGGCGGCGGCCCCCGCGGCCCCCCCGGCCGCGCUUUCUCCUUGCAAGACGCCGGACCCCGGCAGCGCCCGCCGCCCCGGCAGCUUGCAGAAACGCCACCCAUCCGGGCCGGUGUCGGGCGCCGCGCGCAGCCCCCCGGCCCUGGACCCCCGGCGCCGAGCCCAGGAGCGGGGUGCCGGGCCCCGAGGCGACGCCGAGGCCGCCUCGCCCCCCCGCUCCCCCCGUCCCGGCCUUUAACCGAGGAAGAACGACAGCAGAGAGGAAGUAGAAGCAAUAGCAUUUUAAUAAACAUAAUUGAUUCAAAGCCACAAUAUGAAUAACAGGACUUGGUCGCAGCUUACAUUGUAUAAAAUAGAUCAAGUCUGAAUGCU